This is a messenger RNA of Drosophila novamexicana, 371 nucleotides long. RefSeq names its product coiled-coil-helix-coiled-coil-helix domain-containing protein 7. The record is from RefSeq and is a predicted model, not a curated record. Bases 91 to 348 code for a protein of 85 amino acids. NCBI's taxonomy places the organism in Eukaryota, Metazoa, Arthropoda, Insecta, Diptera, Drosophilidae. The transcript is spliced from 3 exons.
CUCCGAAUAAUCUGAGACAGCUGUGGCCAGGCAGUCUGCCGGCUAGACAACAAAAUAUUUUAUAUAAUAGCUAUAAAAAUAGUUAACAGUAUGCCGCGCAAUCUCAAUGCUGAACGUGACAAUCCCUGUCUAAAGGAACAAGAACUGUCAUUCAAAUGCCUAAAUAAAAACAACUUUGACCGGGAAAAGUGUGAAGUUUAUUUUGUUAACUACAAUAACUGCAAGGAGUUUUGGAACAAGGUACGCAGUGAUCGUCGCGCCAAAGGAAUUGUACCCUAUCUACCGCCACUUGAGGAGCGCGCGGCAAUCAAGGCUGACUAUAUGAAAACCAAGCCACAAACGAACUGAUGUGAUAUGUAAACAACAAAUUA